Molecule: messenger RNA, 4544 nt
Organism: Parnassius mnemosyne (clouded apollo)
Lineage: Eukaryota; Metazoa; Arthropoda; Insecta; Lepidoptera; Papilionidae
Source: the annotation of a GenBank genome assembly
AGUUCGCGACCGACAGCGCACGUGCGCGGUUGUUAUACGCACGCAGAAGGCAUCUGUCGCACGACCAACUAAUACAACCAAAACUGUUCUUAUUUUAAAUUAGAAGUUAAAAAGACGACAGCGCUAUGAAGUGUCUGAGACUUUUGUCGUUGACUGUCACGAUACUGGUGAUAUGGAGCCCGUCGGCACGCUGUCGCAAUGUCACCACGGAAGACAUCCGAGACGCGAUGCUUUCUCUUAUUCACAUGUUCCGUGUAUCAGAAGACAAGCUGGAGCGACACGAGUUCCGCGAAAGGAAUUUCGGGGAGCAACUAAAAAAGAUGGUCGCUGGAUUGGAGAAGAGGCAUCGGGCGCUCGAACCCAUGAAAGGCACCGUAUCGAGACUUGAUGAGAGAUUGUCUAAUGUUGAGACGAUACUUUUACAAAAAGAGGAAAGAGAGAAAGAACAGCGAAAAAAGACUGAGGAAACACUUGAUGAAAUAAAGAAAUCUAUUCAAACACUCACAGCCACAGUAACUAAAAAUAUCAAAGCUAUCAGCACAACUUCAGACAUAGAGAACAAUUUAACCACGAAUGAGGACUCCGUAAAUAAAAGACUUGAUAGCACGGAUCAAAAAUUAGACCUAAUACAGAAAGAGAUUGAAGUAUUGAAGAAAAGUUUGAGCAAGGAAGCUUUGCACACCAUGUGCAUGGGCAUCGUGACCGAGGUGAACCCUUUCGGACGUCACAUCACUGAGGCAGAGAAACUGUUGAACAAAUACGAACUGAAAUUAAACGAAUAUAACGAGACCGUGAACAAGGUGCCCACAGACUUCGUUCCGCUCAGCGAAGUUGCUCUCGCUGAUGAAGCCUGGCAUAACAAGAUGACUACCGUGAUGGAACGCCAAGAAGCAGAUAUUAAGAAAAUUCAACAAUUGCUCUCCGAUGCUGAAAGCACAUGGAAGGAGCUUCCUCGGCGCUCAGAGUCGCAGCUCGCUUUGAAUCUUACGUUAGAGGGAAUUGAAAGUAUCAAACAUAAUCUUACAGAAAUAGAGGAGUAUUCUGUAUCAAAAAUAACGAACAAACUUCGCGAAAUGAGCGAUCGCCUAGCGGCCACCAACGAAGACAUUCAGAACAGUCUGACACAGAGCAACACAAUGAGUGAGCGCGCAUACAACGACAUCUCAAGCAGCUACGGCACAUUGCUUACAGAGGUCCAAGCCCUCUCAAAGAAUGAACAUGUGAUAUUACAAACAGCCGACAACGUGAUCGCAAACAAAAAGCGGAUUGACCACGGUAUACAUCUGAUACUGCUGGAGAUGAGGGAUCUGGUCCGUGGCCAGACCCUGCAUUUGAAUAAAACGCUCGUCGACAGGAUCAAUGAGACGGAGUCGUCGAUAGUGAGCAGCCAAAUGGGCGCGAUGGUGGCUUUGACUGGCAAGAUUGAGUCUGAGAUGACACAAGUUUGGCGCCAGAUCGGCAUUAUGUACCAGCAGCUAACUGCCAGCAAAGCAUCGCUCGACAAGCUUACGGGACAAACUGAGCAAUACGUUAAUAGCAGCGCGGCUACUCUAGAAAGCAUGAAUGAUAAAGUGGGUUUGAUUACGACACGUAUGACUGAAGUGGACGAUAAUUUGAAUUAUUUACUAGGAAGGUUGUCUCUUGUGACACAGGAGUUCAGCCAGAUUAAGACUGGUCUUGGCGACGCAUUGGACAAAGCAAAAUCUAAUCUGAAAACUGUACAAUCACAACUUGACAAUGGCGGCGCAGGUCCCCACAACAUCGACAACGACGAGAAAUCAACACAGUGAAAAUAAAUUAAAUUUGUACCAAAUAAUGUAGAUCUAAUAAUAAAUAUUACAUAAGCUCUAAACUAACUAGAUAUUAACAUGAUUGUAAUUUGACUGAUUUAGAAAAUGUUUUAUUUGUCAAAAAUAAAAGUCUUUAAAUAACUUUUGCAAAUAUUUAAUCUCUUUCAUAAUUGUGGUUCUAUAAUAUUUAUAUUGUACAAGUUAUGUUACAAUUAAAUUUACUGUGACAAAUAUCCAAAUGUCACAAGUAAGCGCACAAAAUCAACAAAUAUACAAACUGACAAGGAUUCUGUUGACUGUUAGAAAUCGUGAAUUGAACUGUACAUAUAAUCAUACAAUUAUAAUUUUAUUGAUCUUAAAAUUAUACAGGAAAAUUAUUUGUCUCAUUUUUAAUUUUAUUAAAACCUGUUUACAACCUCAAUUUCCUAUGUGCAAUAUUAAUAAAUAAACUCACCUAUUCCGACAAACUAAUCUAAUUCAAAGUCUGUGCCCUUACAAACCUUUAAUUUAAUUUAUAAUAAUUUUCAAAUCGUGAAAACAAAAAUUGUUAUAUAACAUGAUUUAGCUAUUUGUGUAAUUGUUCUCCAAAAAGAAUGCUACUAAAUUCACGUUUAACAAUUUUUAUAUAAUCCAUAAUAUUUCUGAGCCACAAAAUUACGCCUAAACCUAAAAACAAACUUAAGUCUCUUUUCCACCACCUACAGUCUUCUUCGAAGUUUGUGUAUAAUAUUCAUGAAUAAACAACAGGUUUUUGAGAUGCCAUGAUAGAUGACAUUAAUUACGGAAAAAUAAAGUAAUUCUUGAGUUAUUAAAAAAAUAUUUUAAUAUUAUACAAAUUUUAAAUUAGUGAUAAAUACAAACAAUUCUACAUUAAAUUUUCGAGGAAAAUUUUAUUAGGCAAUCAGCAUCCAUUCGCCACAAAAAAGUAUCUAGUUACCAAGCUUAAUCCAUAAAACAAAACGAACAACAAAUUUCAACGGAAUUUCAUUUGACCGCCGAUAAAACCUAAUUUUUUUAUUGAUUUAUUCCAAAAAUUACAUAUUAUAAACAUAUUUUAUUUUUAUUGCUUUUCUACCUAAAAAACAUGGCGCCCAUCGAAAUUCCAUCAUUUGCAGUGCGAUUGUAUAACUUUGGUGGGAAUAACUCCGCAACUGCACUGUUUCAUAGUAUAUUAAACAAAACUAUAAAACUGUUAAGUUUAAGCAAUGAUUACUACAUAAUAUUCUGUUUCGAUUAGUAGGUACCACGGAGCAAAUACAAAGAGGAGCGGCCUAAGUAACUGUGCAUUGUGAUUGUAACUAGGUCCUGACGUCAUCACAGUGGGCGUGGCUUUAGUAUACUGUCAGCGUUCGUCCUGUGCGCUAAUGUGUCGAAAGUAGCAAAUAGGUGUAUUUUCGUAGUAUUAAAACGAAAAGGAUGAAGUGUUGUGUUUUAUCGAGUAAAAACUACUCAGAUAGACGCUCUGAUGCUAUGGAUAGCAUCAUAUUUUAUUUGUAAUUUUAUAUCUAAUUUAUUAAAAUUGUUCUAAAAAUCUAUGCGUCGGCUUUCAAAUAUAAUUAAAUAUAUUCGACACUAGAUGGCGACACUUUGUGCAUGGGAAUUAAAAAUAUAAAGGUACGUAGAGCUCAGUAUUGGUAAAAUAAUCAUACAAAGGUGCUGAAAUUUGUUUUGCAUUCAGUCCUAAAGAAUAUUUAAUCGCCAAAAUAUGAUUUUUAUAGUUUUUACAAUCAUUUUUUGAAAGGGCCGCCAUCUAUCGUCAAGGUAGCUAAACUACAUUGCAACAUCGAUAUGGAACGAUGCGAGUGGUUUUCCUAUUUAUCGGUAGAUGGAAUUAGUUAAGUGGGCUCCGACUUAACACCCCCUCACCCCGCAAAUUGUCACGCGUUGUUAUAUAGUGAAAUCUAAUUACAACACCUCCUCUUUGUAUUUGCUCCGUGGCACGUACUUAAAUAAAUUAACGUAGAAAUUAUUUAAAAAAAAAACAUGUGGUAACACAAAACAUAAAUACAUAAAAGGCCUUACUUACAGAAAAAAAAGUUAAUAUGACUGUUAUUAUCAGGUGUUUAACACCCCUUUGACCUCAGUUUGACACUGCAAUAACUAAGUAUAUAUCAUAAAACAUGUUUAAACUGCAGAUACUUCUACUAAUACAAAUUAUUUUGUUUUAUAUUUUGCUUUAAAAUAAAAACAAUGAAUGUCUCCACAUAGUAAUUGUCAAAAAUAGUUCGAUUGGACAUAGGUUAAGGUUGUACAACAUCUAAUAACAAAGUAUUUCAUUUAAAAUUCACUUAAAGGUAAAUUUCUAAACACAUUCGUUGUAAUAAAACAGCCUAAAAUGGGUUAACGUUCAAAUAUUCACAUACUAACUUAAGUGCUUUAACAAAUCAAACAUUGCACCGGAAUGUAUGGAGAUUGCUUUAAUAUGUAUAAAAAGGAAUGUAACAUAAACCUAAGCGAACCAGUCGCUAAUGUCACUUCACUUAGGAAAACUUACUAUUUCACUAUAUUUUACCUAGAUAAUAUAUACUUACAUGAUGACUUUUAAUACAAACCCAUAAAAUUGACAACAACAUGCCAAAUAACUUUGUAUCCAAUAAAUGUAAAGAGGCAAAUUGGUAAUGGCAGUGGCAUGCCUAACACCCACACACAAAUAGCACUCGAUUUUUUUUACAUAUGAAUUACUAUUAUGUACACAGAUAUUAUUAAAUGUAUACUAUAUCAAUGCAAAAGAAUAUAUACAAACCUUAUUAAUAU